CAACGUUUCCUCAUCGUGCCGUCUUCCUGUUUCAGAUAUUCGCUUCUAGCGACCUCUGGAUCCCUUCCUUGCUGGCAUUCGUCCAUGAAAUCUUGCCGCCUGAGUGCGCGGCACUCCAUGACCACAGGCCACAGCACGCUCGUCGGCCCGUCUCAGGGUUCGCGGUGACCGCAGCUGAGCGAUCAAUCGGUCAUCUUCGUUCCUGGUAUACAUUUUCUUUGACGUCCAGAGCGUGAUAACUCGGUUUAGAUCUGGUAUUUCCCCGGACGUAUAUUCACCUCUCGCGCUGCCGGUGCUUGUCAUCACUUACCCCGCGGAUAUGGCUUCACGUCUGCCUGGCUCGGGCACCGGCCCCUCGCAACCUCAUAGCGUCGAAAGUAUCACUCGAAUGGCACAGGAUUAUGAAUACAAUCCUCGAAUUCCCCUCAGAUACUGGCUAAGAUCUGCAGCUACGCUAUUUAGGGAGGCUCGCGUCUACGAACGGGAAGGACACGAUGAACAGGCCUAUUUACUUCUUUUCAGACAUGCUCAGCUCAUACUCGUUAAUCUUGCGAAGCAUCCGGAAGCCAAAGAUGAAGACAAUCGUAAGGCUUUAGUGGCGGCGGAGAAGGAUGUUAAAAAGGGCAUUGAGAAAAUGGAAGCUCUAAGACCGCGCAUUAACAAGCGGUACGAGAACUAUAUCAAAUUGAUGCAUGAUCAUCACUCUCGACGGCCACCCCGCGCUUCACAUGAUGCUUUGGGACAAAUGCCUUCUGACCCUGCCAUGGCCGGUGUUGCGAAACCGUUGGAAGCUGGAGAGCAUAGAGACCUGGCGGUUAGAAUAGCGCGGAAUGAAAUCAGUCGAAGAGCAACUGCUCGGAGGGCGACAAGAAGAGCGGGAAUACCUCAAGAGGAGGCGCACAAUAGACGUGGUGCCGGAGUUUGGGACGGUGCGAGCUCCUUUGUCAAAGAUGCUCCUCCGGAAGCGGAUAAUGACCUGAGCAAACGCAUUCAAGAUGUGAGGAGGAAUAUCGACCACUCUCGAACAGAAGCUUUCCCUUUACAGCACUCUAAGCAACCCGCUUCAUCCGCGUUGUCUCCGGUGUCAGCCUAUAAGUACCCAAACGUCCCUCGGCAAAAGUCGUUAGAUGUUGGCUCUAUCCCCACGGUCGUCAAGUCUGGAGACGGGACUGUACGUCGCUCAGAACCGCCCAAUUUACCUCCAAAAGAACGUCUCCCUGUGAGUCGGCCGUUUGACUUAGGUGGGCUACCACCGCGCCCAACAAAAGAGCUACCAGCACCACCUCCGGCACUUCCUGAUAAGGUAAAACCGGUAGAGGAGGCUGAAAUGGUGCGCACAGAGCUGGAUCCGUCUAGCUAUACGUUCAAGCCGUCCGCCUAUCUUGAGAACGGGACGCCCCUCCGCAGCGUUUUCAUAUCGUCCGAGCUACGGCAUCGAUUUCUCUCUCUGGCUGCAUCGAAUACCCGCCGUAACCUUGAAACAUGUGGUAUCCUCUGUGGGACGUUGAUAUCUAAUGCUCUCUUUGUCUCGAGACUCCUGAUUCCAGAACAAACGGCGACCUCAGAUACCUGCGAAACAGUCAACGAGUCCACGAUUUUUGAUUACUGUGACUCCGAGGACCUCAUUGUGCUUGGCUGGAUCCAUACGCAUCCUACUCAAACCUGCUUCAUGAGUUCGAGAGAUCUGCAUACGCAUUGCGGUUACCAAGUGAUGCUCCCAGAAAGCAUUGCGAUAGUGUGCGCACCGAGCAAAACUCCUGACUGGGGUGUUUUCCGACUCACAGACCCUCCGGGAUUGAAGGCAAUUCUCAAUUGUACCCAAACGGGCUUGUUCCAUCCGCAUUCAGAGUCGAAUAUUUAUACAGACGCUCUCCGGCCAGGCCAUGUUUACGAAGUCAGCGGGCUUGAGUUUGAGACGGUAGACCUGCGCCCAAGUGUCUAAAAAGGCAGCUGGUUAAUUUUCUAACGGCUUUUCUCUGUUGUCUUAUCUUUAUAUUUGCGGGUGUCUCUUACAUGACUACCCUUCACGUAUCUCUUAUACCCUGUUCUUCUACGGUUUGCAACACAUUCGUGUGCCGUUGGAACUGCUAAAACUUCCGUUUACGAAAGUCAUGGCGUCUACGAAUUCAAUAUGCAAUGUGUUUACUAGCAUUAUUGGUACUUCAUUUUGUCUGGGCUGGGUGGCAUGCGCGCUGCAUUAAAGUACUAUGGGAAACACACUGAGGAUAUGAACCGGUAUUUAUCUAUCCCUGUUUCUGUCAUGCUCAUCGCGAGCCCUGAUGACCUGCUUAUUCUACAAGAUAUGUCUGUACUAUUAAUACAAUGACUUGAGUCUAUGGUUGGUUGAUUUGGUCAAUUGACCUAGUCUUCAUUCCACAUCUAUGUGAGUGUCUUUCUACGGCAGCCCAUUCUCUCUCUCGACAAUAUACAUAUACCACUUGCGCAAAGCAGCCGCAUACGCCACUGUUGUCUCCAUCUACUCCGACGUAGCACUCCCACUUCUUGACCGAGUCCGAGAACGAGAACGACCCUUCUCUCUCGUCUUGGACUGAGAGCGACGUCGCGCACCCGAUCCGGCCCUCACACCAGCGAUUCUCGACGCCGUUGGAGGACGAUUGACUCCCGACCCUCGUCGACCACUUGAGGUGGUGUUCUGUGUGGUGCGUCUAUCGGGGCCUCGCAUCUAUUAAUGUCACCGUGAUGGAUUGUUGUUAGUUUAGAUACCUCGUUUAUCUUUCAAUAAAUCGGCGUCUUGCUGAUGGAGGCCCUUUUAUGCGUUGUGACUUUUCUUACCGAAGCAUCUGUGGUCGAUAUCUAGUUAGCUUCCAAGACGGCUUGACUAUCAGUACUUCACUGGGUAAUUAAAUUGUAUUAUUAUUACCUGGGUUUGCACGGACGGAUUCAGAAGAAGCCAUUUUUAUUUUAUUUUGCCUCUUCCUUUUCUUUUUCUUUGUCUUUCUUAAAAAGGCCUGGGGUUGUUGAUGGGAUGGUGGUCGGUAUAAUUACCAGUAGAUAGAUCGAUAGUCAAGAAGGAACUAAAAUAGUAUGUAUAUACAGAACAGAU
Messenger RNA from Monascus purpureus, 3064 nucleotides. The record is from the annotation of a GenBank genome assembly. Lineage: Eukaryota; Fungi; Ascomycota; Eurotiomycetes; Eurotiales; Aspergillaceae.